AUGCAGCCCGACAAAAAGUAUUCCGAAGUCGCUUCCAUCAAUCAAGUCACAUUCACUAAAAGUUGGUUUUUUUUUUGUUUGGGACCUUUAAAAAGCAACGAACUCAUUUAGUCAUACAGUAGUGAUUAAUUCUCUUGUUUUACUAAAUGAACUAGAGUGUUAAUCAAUUUAAUAAACCUUUAAAAAAAUAAAAUAUUUUCUUUUUUAACAAUGUUUUUGAGAUAUCUUUCUUGUUCUCCAAAAACAGAAAUUCUCAGCAAUCGAGAAAACUCAUUCGCAACGAAACACUAUCACUUGCCUGCGUGUUUCAGCUAAUGGAGUAGAAUAAUACACGUUUGAAAUUCGAUUAUUUUCCUCCUGUGGGCUUUGACAGCUUCUCUUAGUUGUUUUAUUUUCUAAUGAAAUGGAAAACAGAUGUUGCGAGUGAAGAUUCGACGUCGGGGGUCGCGGCGACUGAUUGGAAAGCGAUCGUCGUCGCCGGCGUCGUCACGUUCAUCGCAGCCGUCGAGAACACCGUCGUCGGAAUGAGCGAAUGGGCUUAUAUGAACGAGGUAUUCCGCGACACAAGAACGUUUUCUGAUGAAAUCCAGAUCGACAAAGUCGCCGACGCUCAGUUCUUCGGCGCCGCCACCGCCGCUUCCAAGGCCGGCCAUGCUUUUUUCGCACUCGUUUUUGCCGUCUGGUGCUUUCGACUUCAAUGCUUCAGGUAUUUUCGAAUUUUUCGCUGUGUUUUUAAAUUCACAGAGUGGCUCCAAAAUUCUGAAAAAAAGUUUAUUAAAACGGUGAUGAGACUUCCUGAAUUAUACUCGACCAUAUGCCAAGACUAGUUCGAAUCUUGAUUCGAAUAUAAUGGCUUAGUUCAUCAAGUUCGCAACUUGUUUCCAAUAAUGAGGUUCAAAAAUGGCUUCGACUCAAUCAUUAUUUGUAGCGAUCACCAUUUCUGAAAUUUUUAGCAAUUUUACCGCAAUUUUCAAUUUAGAGAUUUAAAAGUGGAUAAUAUUUUGUUUAAUUUAUCAUAGUAUAAGCCUGCUAAAAUACAAAAUGUAUUAUACAACUCACAAAAAAAGAGAGAACCAGAAGAAUGUUUGUCUUCAUACGUUUGCCUCGAUUGUGCAUUUCCAGAGCUCCGUUGAUCGCCGGCCGUCUCAUUGCGUUCGCUGGAUGCGUCUUGUACCUCUGCGUGGAGUUCAUAACCGACGGCCGCCGAUAUCUGAUGAUGGUCAGCUACAUUCUUUUCGGAAUCGCCAGCAGCUCCUCGACCAUUCUCCGUGCCUACGUCGCCGCCGUCUCCCUGGAACGAGACCGACCUCAGGCCUACUCCACUAUAACUUCCGCCACUAUGCUCUCCAUCAUUGUGGGACCUAGUAAGUUUCACCUUCUGACUAAUUUCAAAUAAAUUAGAGUUCAGUUAUUCAAAUAGCUUUUACAAAAAUCGAUUAUCCGGGCUAUGAGAUCUUCCCGAAUGUGCGAUUCCACAUAUACUCGGCGCCUAUUUGGGUUGCCGCGGUCACCAACUUUAUUUCGAUUGCCAUCAUUUACUUCAUGCUCGAUGAACUACCGAAAAGAGCAAAAAAAUUGGGUAGGACCUUUUUCAAAAAUGAACUCACUUGGAAUGUACAGCAACAUCGCCGUCGUUGAUGACUCUGGAAGGAUUCAAGGCCCGAGUGAAGAAGCUGAAAAUCGAUCGACAUGAACUGGCCGCUGGUCAUCGUCUGCUGGAUCAUGAAGAUGAUCGCCACUUUGUCCGUCGUCACUCUCACAACGUAGGUCCACGAGUCUUUGUCCAAGAGAAGAUAGUCACCAAUGGACCAAAAUUUUUUUUGUUUUGGCAAAACGUUAGGUUCUACUUCGAAAUUAGGCUCGAAAAGUACUUCGAAAAGCUUUUUGAAUAGUUCUCCUUUAGCAUUUGAGUUCGCGUUUUUCUGUGAAGUCUUCUAAUCUGGAGCGGCAGAGAGAAUCGGAUAAUUUCAGUUAUUACAGUGUUAUAUACUAUUUUCCGGGACAUGUAACUGAAUUGAAGAUGAUAUUUGAUAACAUUUUAAAUCUGAUCAAUCCUCUAGAGAGACAAGAUUUUUUAAUUGGAGAAGUUCGGAGUGGAGAAGCUGGAUGACUGAAAUGAGAAUAGAUGAUUUUUCAGACUCACUUCCAUCAUCUUCAUAACGGACUACGGAUGGACUCGUCAGACUUCGGUGAUGGUCGUCUCGAUCUGCAUGGGAAGUGUCGGAGCGCUGUCCAUCGUCGUCGCCCUUCUCUUCUUCUUCUGCAAACUCGGCAAAGUGUAGGAAGAUCCUGGACGAUCUGGAAGGAUGCAACGGUUUCAGAGUGCCACAACGGUAUGGUUUCCUCUUCGGAAUGCUCGUUUUCGUGCUUAUGUUUGUCGCUUCGUACCCAUACCAGUCCAUAGGACAUCCGGUGGCCGCAUACAAUGGUAGGCGAUUCCCAGGAGUCGGUUGACCAAUUACCUCUCCAGAAACGGCGGACAUCGGCUGCAAGUCUGCGGACUAUUCGUGGUGCGAAACGGGCUACGUCCCCGCCGCCGGAGUCUUCCUCGCAGUCAUCAUCGUCGUCAUGGGCCUCGGGAUCCCAUUCGCGCUCGUUUCCCUCGAUGCCAUCUACUCGCAGAUCCUCGGCACCAUCAACCAAGUCAGAUUCAGCCUUUUUCCUUAUGACGUUGAAAGAAUUGCAGAGCGUGAUGCAAGGCGCCAUGAUCGUCGCAGAAGACGUCGUCCUCAUUUUGGGCCCCAUCUAUGCAUCGUGCGUCCUUCACAAAAGGAAAGAAAAACGGUCAAGCUCAUUUUCAGAACCCUCUUCUCAGCCUACGGAAUCUCAUCGGUGUGGCUAAUCAAUGGCGUGGUCAUGUCACUGGGAGCAUUGCUUUGGCUCGUUUUUCUUCCGAGACUCCGACAGUACGACUAG
This is a messenger RNA of Caenorhabditis auriculariae, 2916 nucleotides long. Lineage: Eukaryota; Metazoa; Nematoda; Chromadorea; Rhabditida; Rhabditidae. The record is from the annotation of a GenBank genome assembly.